CGUAUCCGGAUAUUGUCUCGAUCGGACCAGAACCAUGGCUGCGACAGACGUGGAGGAUUUUAUUCAACAAAACAGAGCUUUAGCCAAGCAGGUGGAGACGUUCCGGGGUUACUGGGAAAGUGAGAAACACUGGAACGCCCGGAGGGAGUUCCUCCUGCGGAACAUCAGCGACUUUAAGCUGGAGCAGCUGGACCAGCUGCUGUCUCUGUCCAUGGUGUGGGCCAACAACGUCUUCAUGGGCUGUCGGUACAGCUCCGAGCUUCUAGAGAAGGUAAAGGAAAUGGCGGAGGGCAUCGAGGUGGAGGACGCGCCAGUUUUUAAGACACGAGAUGAAAUUAUGAAGAGUCAGCAGGGUCGUUGACCRGAUGAAACAUUUUGAAUGAUCAACCUAAACCACAUUUUUUACUAUUUAAAACAACUUUUCUAGAUUUUUUAAGCAUUUGUGCAACUUUUACUUUUUUUUUUAAUAGUCAUCAAUUUUAGGCCACUUUUUAUGUAUAAAUGUUGAACUGUAAAAGAAGUCAUAUUUAAAUGUACGAUUUAAACUGAAUUAAAAGGAUUUCUUAAACAUGG
Molecule: messenger RNA, 573 nt
Organism: Austrofundulus limnaeus
Lineage: Eukaryota; Metazoa; Chordata; Actinopteri; Cyprinodontiformes; Rivulidae
Gene: xtbd1
Product: CDKN2A interacting protein N-terminal like
Exons: 3
Coding region: 35-361 (108 amino acids)
Source: RefSeq, a predicted model, not a curated record